Galdieria sulphuraria is the source of this 1335-nucleotide messenger RNA. Its product is annotated as phosphatase isoform 2. Gene Ontology annotation, molecular function: protein serine/threonine phosphatase activity. The transcript has a single exon. NCBI's taxonomy places the organism in Eukaryota, Rhodophyta, Bangiophyceae, Galdieriales, Galdieriaceae. The record is from RefSeq and is a predicted model, not a curated record. The coding region runs from base 106 to 1176 and encodes 356 amino acids.
GUGGAGACGCCGAGAAGUGAGAACCUACGUUAUUAUUGCUUUGUCAAUCUUGUUUCUAUUGGGAGAAGGAAUCCUUCAAGUUUGGAUAUAAUCUGGAGGUUAACUAUGAACUCUUACAAGCAACGACAGUCGAAGACGGAGAGUGUUGGUGCUCAUAUUUCGGUGGCCCCUGCGGAACGAACCUCAACAGAUAAGAGCAAGUUAUCUGUCCUUGGACACACCGCCUUGCAGUUAGUGAAUUCUCUUUAUAGUUCCUUGUGUGAGUCAAUUAAUAGAUUUUUGUUUUUGCACUGGUGGAGAAGGAAAAGCAGAGAGAAUUCGCACAUCACCACAGCAGGCAAGAGGUCAGCCAGAGACGUGACCAGUCCAGUACUCUUCUUUGUGAACAUAAGAGUUAUUUAUAAGAUACUUUUACCCUUCACUUUAUUUCUUCCAAUAGUUUCUUUAUUGUUGGGUUUAUUGAGAGAGUUAUUAUCCAGUGCGCUGAAUAGUAUUUUCCAAGGAUUUCGACUCGUUUUGUUUUCUCAUAACCAUUUGCGUAUGCUUUAUUGUUCUUUAUUCGACAUAUGGAAUCCUGAACAGUCAGAAAAGGAGCAAAUUUUUUAUCAUGGUAGGAAAACUUUAGUUCUAGAUCUUGACGAGACUCUUGUACAUUCUACAACUCGUCAAAAUUCUCAUUUUGAUAUUCGUCUGGAAGUCUCGGUUGAUAACUGUCCUAGCAUUUUUUACGUCAACAAACGUCCUUAUUUGGAUGUCUUUUUAAGGGUUGUGUCACAGUGGUAUGAUCUUGUCGUUUAUACAGCUAGCCUUCAGAAAUAUGCUGAUCCUCUUAUUGAUGCUCUUGAUGUUCACGGAGUUAUUCGAGAACGUUACUUUCGUGAUCAUUGCAUUCAAGUUGGGAACAAUUUUGUAAAAGACAUAUCCAUUAUUGAGCCGGAUCUAAGAAAAAUUGUUAUUGUCGACAACUCACCUUCAGCAUAUGUCCUACAUGAGGAAAAUGCUAUUCCUAUAGGAACAUGGUGGGACGAUCCUUUGGAUGAAGAACUUUUGAAUUUGCUUCCUUUUUUACAGGCCCUAUGUGUAUUGGCUGAUGUUCGUUCUAUUCUGAGUCUCCGUGAAACGAAAGGCGUCCUUUUGCACCAUUUAAUCUCAAGUAGGCCCUAUCACACUUUGUGACAUUAUAUUAAAUGACAAACAAAUACUAGAUUGCUGAAUAGAAGUUUUAUUCAUUUCUUUCUACUCGAGACAAUAGUAAACAAUUUUACUUGGUUAUGUUCCGACAAGAAUGUUGCAAUGAUCUCCAAGUUCAUUUUCUUUGGAUGGUCUGUAAAAUGU